This is a messenger RNA of Thlaspi arvense, 1323 nucleotides long. Lineage: Eukaryota; Viridiplantae; Streptophyta; Magnoliopsida; Brassicales; Brassicaceae. The record is from the annotation of a GenBank genome assembly.
CGUCAACCGAGACCAAUUAUAUAUACACUUAUCUUUUACAGUCUAAAUUUAAGUAUGCGGCUUACCAUUAUAUAUAGACCCUACUCCCUAGUAGGCUACUCACUAUCCAGUAUCAAGAGUCUCACUAAUGGAGUUUUUAAUUUAAAAUAUUUUUGUAUUUAACCGAGUGAUCAUCAUGUUACUGAGAAGCACAUCUGCUCCUAUUCUGAACUCAUGGCUUCCACAACACUGCUCGAGAGAAUCGUCACCGGAGCCCGAGUCACAGCUCCAGCGCCGAAACAGAUCGUUGUCUCUUCUCUCUUCAAAGUCCAUAGAUGAACACACUGGGGAGCUGUUGCACCAAACUCUCUCUGAGCACAAGGAGAGUGUUCUUAAAUCAACUAAUAACGACAACAAUAACCUGAUACCACGCAAGCAACGCAGGUCAUCUUUAGAUGAAAGUUCCCAGGGAACAGCCAACAGGAGAAAGAGUUUGGAUCCGCCGUCGACUUUUCUAAUGGAGAGGCUGUUCUCGAGCUCUGGACUGGGAGAUAAGGUCAGUGAUGAUGGUGAUCGUCUUGAGACCCUUGUGGGUGGUGGAGGCGGGUCGGGAAGCAGCGGCGGCAAGAUCUGCAACGGCGGUGGUGUCGGUGGAAGCGGUGUUGACGGCGGUGGAAGUGAGGACGCCGCCGAUGCGUAUUACAAGGAGAUGAUCGACUUGAAUCCUGGAAACUCGCUUUUGACAGGAAACUACGCCAAGUUCUUGAAAGAGGUGAAAGGAGAUAUGAAGAAAGCAGAAGAGUAUUGUGAAAGAGCAAUUUUGGGGAACACCAACGAUGGAAACGUUCUCUCGCUAUACGCCGAUCUUAUUUUGCAAAAUCAUGGAGAUCGUAAAAGAGCCCACUCCUAUUUCCAACAAGCUACCCAAAUGUCCCCGGAAGAUUGCUACGUGCAAGCUUCAUACGCAAGGUUUCUGUGGGAUGUGGAGGAGGACGAAGAUGAAGGAGAAGAAGAAGAGCAAAAGAGUGAUGAAAUUGGCCACAGGCCUCCAACUACCAUAUUCCGUGAUUUUCCCCAACACGCAUCCUAAAACACACAUGUACAACCUUCUUAUAUAUAUAUAUAUAUAUCAGUAUCUAUCUAAAUACUAUAUAUAUUAUUAUAUGCAUGUUUAAGACACAUAUGCAAAUGCAAUAUACGUGUAUAAUAUCACGUGUUGAGAAAACUUUAUAUGUUUUGUAAAUCUAAAAUAAAUGGCUAUAUUUGUUCUGUUCUGUAUGCAGUAUGCAAUGAGUCAAAUUAAAGUAUGAUGGAGUUUAAUAUAAGAUCGAUUUAGUUGACAUC